AUGGAAGGUAACAAGUUAAGUGAUUUAAUGGUUAUUGCAACUGAAAAAGAAGAAGCUGAUACACUAGAUCUUAAUGAAGCAGUUGAUCGUUUCGCUAAAUUAAAAUCUAGAAGAUUUCCUUUAUUGUUUCUCAUCAUUGCCAUUAAUAGCAAUUUUCAUUGGUUAUUGACGGAUAUGGACACGCCACAGUACAGCCUUCGGUGGAACAAUCACCUGGUCCACAUGAUGGACGCCAUCGAAGUGCUACUACAAAACGAAACUCUCGUGGACGUCACACUGGUUUGUGAAAAGACUCAGUUUAAAGCCCACAAAGUCGUCUUAUCCGCUUGCAGUCCAUAUUUUCAAAGGCUAUUCUCUGAAACCCCGUGCAAACAUCCUGUGAUCGUGCUUAAGGACCUUCCUGACUGGGAGAUGAGAGCCAUCAUACACUUCAUGUACAAAGGGGAGAUUAACGUUGGCCAGGAACAGUUGCCGUUGUUGCUACAGGCUGCUGAAACGCUACAAAUCCGCGGACUGGCCCACACUGAGCGCAUUCCGUUAUUUGUCGAUUCGCCCACUUCGUCGUCGGCGACGCCCACGGACGUCCAACCAUCACCGUCGCAACAGCAACAGCAGCCACCGCUUCCAUCGUCUCAUCACCACAGCGUGAGCGGCCACCAUCACCAUCACCAUCACCACUCCAACAGGGGCCACAGUCCCAGCGGCAGCAAAUCCGGCACGACCACUGGCCACGAGCUGACGAACGGACAGAGUUCUCCGGAGUCCGCGCAACAAGUCGCAGCCGCCGCCGCCGCCGCACCACGCGCUCGCGCUGCCUCCACCGCACCACCGCGACGGAUCCGCCGGCCGCAUGUCGCCGACCACCAGGAAUGUUCUUCCAGGCCGCCGCGGCCGCUGCGGGCCGCCGCUGCAGCCAAUCCGUACGAUCCUUCGCACAUCCGUCUGCCACAGAUACAGCACUUGCCACCCAUCACGUUCAGCGACCGGAACUGUCCGUCUCCGACACCUCGCAGGAAACAGGCUCGACCCAGGCGAAGAUCGGGCGAAGCGAUUGGUCCACAAGAUUUGAGCAAAGCACCUUCUCCGUCAAACUUCAAUAACAAUGUCGCCGAAAAUUUGUCGAUGAAAAAAUCACCGAACAAUGAAAAUAUCAAUAACGAAAACAUGCCGACAAAUUUAAGUUGUAACAAUAAAAGGCCGGAUAGGACACCGUCGCCGUCGGCAAAUAAACAAAUGAAGGUCGAAGUGGAAGAAUCAGAAAUGAUUGGAGACUUGGGACAAAGUCUGCCGGUAGAGUUGACUGCCAACAGUGGCAACCCGAACGUAAACAACAAUAACAAUAAUAAUAACCAGUCGAGUAACAAAAAGAACCACCACCAUCACCACCAUCAUCAUCUCAACCACCAACAACAGCAUCAGAGGCAUCCGGACUUCCCUUAUUAUGGGCCGGAUCCCAUGAGCAUACCACUUAAUCCACACGAUCCACACUUUGAGAACUCGCUGUUUCCGCCUUUUGGACCGUUGUCGUCGCUAUCACUACAAGGACCUCCUCACAUGUUUCCAAUAGAUGCCCAAUUUGGUCUAUUUCCCGGUUUGGACGGCUGUAGGAACCCACUGCUAAACGAACUGAUCGAACCGAGGUUCGACAACCCACCGCCGAGUAAAAAGAAAAAGAAAAUGUUCCCGGUUGGACGUCCUAAGGGCCAGCACAGCGCUCCACGCGGUGGCCCUCCCAGGUCGUGGACGAACGCCGAACUCACGGAAGCACUACAGCACGUGUGGAACAAGAAGAUGACCACGUCGCAGGCCUCUAGAAUUUUCGGUAUACCGUACAACAGUCUGCUCAUGUACGUGCGUGGCAAGUACGGUAAAUCGCUAAAACUGGAACAGUUGAAAAAAGAAUGUUUCGGUGACAUAAACGGUCCACUGGACUUGUUGCACUUCGGGUCCAUUUCGAAUAAUAACAACAGUAGCAAUAAGAACAACAAUAAUAAUAACAACAAUAACAGCAACAACAACAACAGCGGCAGCAACAACGGCCAGUCGAAUGUCAACGGUUCCGGUAACAACAACGGCGGUGGAGGCAACGGUCCGACACUGCAGCCGUGCAACCCACCCUCGGAACCCGUCGACCUCAUGCUGGGGCCUCCGGGAUUCAACCCACCUGCGUUCCCGACACCCAACUUCUUCCCGGACUUUGGGUCCACGUUCCCGAUGGGCAUAGACAUGAUACACCUGAUGCACCAGCAACAGCAACACAUGUCGUCGAUGUCGGCGGCCGACAAACACCAGUACUUGGGACUGCAGGACAUGAUCGGCGGCCAGCCACUACAGUCAGCCGUCGUGCUGGACUAUGCGAUGAAGUCUCCGGCUGCCAGUCGCAGCAACUCAGAACCGCCGACGACGGGUGGUGAGGGGGAUGGCGAUGUUGAUGGUGACGGCGACGGUGAGGGUGAUGGUGAAGGUGACUGCGACGACGAUGACGGGGCCGACGAUUGCGGCGUCGACGACGAGGACGACGAGGACGACGACGACGACGUAGUGGCCAUGGACUUCUCAAAGGCCGGCGGGAUCGGCGUUGGCGGCGGCAGUGACGUUGGCAACGGCGGCGGUGACGUCGGAGGUGGCGCCGGUGCCGGUGACGAGGAUGACGGGGUCGACGACGAGGACGACGACGAAGACGUCGACGACGAAAGACUGAGUCCGGAAGCUGAUGACAAGGACAAGGAGCAAGACUGACACGGGGUGUUUAGGGACUACGCGCUGGCGGCGUUCGACGCGGUGCUCCGAACAUAAUUUCGCCGAAGCGGUGUUCUUCGCGUCGGGUGUACCGAUGGAUUUCCUGUACCGGAAAAUGCGCGUAAGCUCGUCGUGUACACGAGCGCGCGCGUCCCUUGUCCACCACGUGGUCGUUGUCACGGGCGUUCGGCUGAACCGUCACCCUGUAUCUCACCCGCAACCAUGUGCGCGCAUGCCCUUUACCUCCACCCCAAACUCACCCCACCCUAAAUCCUGUCAAUCCUUCUUUUUCGCCCUUACUCGUAAUCAAUUUAUAAUAAUAUAUUAUUAUGUCUGUAUAUUAUAAUAUUAUCUAUAAAAAAUAAUAAUAGUAAUUAUAAAUAUAAUAUAAUAUAAUAUAAUCAUUCGGACGAAUCGUACGGCCGUGGUUCGUAAUCGCGCGUGUAACAUAUAAUAAUCGUUUUUAAUGAUAAGGGAUUGAAAUAAAACAAUAAAAAAUAAUGAAAAAAUUUGGUACGAAAACAAAAAAAAAUGUAAACAAAUCUACUACUACUACAGCUAGUGAAUACAAAGAAACGUGUAAAUUAGAUUUUAAAAAAAAAUUGAUCGUGUACAUAUUUAUAAGUGUGAUCGUCGUAUCGUUAUUAAAAAAAAAAAUUAAUUAUAUUAUUUUAGACCAAAACGUAGCCAUUUUAAAGAUAAAUCAUAAUUAUUGUUCCGAAACAAUAGCAUUUCAUCUCAGCCCGAUAAACAAAUCAAAACGAUACAA
Molecule: messenger RNA, 3508 nt
Organism: Acyrthosiphon pisum (pea aphid)
Lineage: Eukaryota; Metazoa; Arthropoda; Insecta; Hemiptera; Aphididae
Gene: lov
Product: BTB/POZ domain-containing jim lovell protein
Exons: 12
Coding region: 1-2739 (912 amino acids)
Biological process (GO): regulation of transcription by RNA polymerase II
Cellular component (GO): nucleus
Molecular function (GO): protein binding; DNA binding
Source: RefSeq, a predicted model, not a curated record